GCCACCGCGAGCACCGCGACGACAGCACCAUGGCGGUCGUCACCACCAGGACCCUGCAGCAGCUCUUCGCCGUGGCCGUGCUCGCCGUGCUGGCCGUGGGCCGAGGCCGCGCCGCCGCGCCCGCCGCCAGGCCCAACAUCGUCCUCAUGAUCGCCGACGACUUGGGCUACAACGACGUGAGCUUCCGCGGCUCCAACCAGAUCCAGACGCCCAACAUCGACGCGCUGGCCUACAGCGGCGUGGUGCUCAACCACCACUACGUGCUGCCCACCUGCACGCCGUCGCGCACCGCCAUCCUCACGGGGCAGUACCCCAUCCGCACGGGCAUGCAGGGCUACCCGCUCAAGGCGGGCGAGGCGCGCGGGCUGCCUCUCAAGUUCCGCACGCUGCCCGAGCGGCUGGCCGCGCUGGGCUACCGCACCAACCUGGUGGGCAAGUGGCACCAGGGCUUCCACUACGCGGACUACACGCCCACGCGCAGGGGCUUCCACCACCACCUGGGCUACUGGAACGGCUACAUGAGCUACUUCAGUCACGUGGUGCACAUGGACUCGCCGCACGGCCUGGAGGAGGGCCGCUUCGGCUACGACCUGCACUGGAACGAGAAGCCGGCGCGCCACUACCAGGGCCGCUACGCCACGCACCUGUUCACGGAGCGCGCCGAGAACAUCAUCCGCGACCACGAGCCGGCCGACGGGCCGCUGUACCUGCAGCUGGCGCACCUGGCGGCGCACGCCGGCCUCAACGGCACCGAGCUCGAGGUGCCCGACGAGGCCGCCAACGACCGCCGGCACGGCUACAUCCAGGACAGCCACCGUCGCCACCUCGCGGGCGUGAUCCGCGAGAUGGACCUCUCCGUCGGGCGGGUGGUGCGCGCGCUGGAGCAGCGCGGCAUGCUCAACAACACCAUCAUCGUCCUGAUGGCGGACAACGGCGGGGAGACCCUUGGCAUCCACAGCAACCACGCCUCCAACUGGCCGCUCAGAGGGCAAAAGUGGACGUUGUUCGAAGGCGGCGUUCGCGGCGCGGCCGUCGUGUGGAGCCCCAAGCUGGCCAAGCCGGGCAGCAUCCACGAGGGCAUGGUGCACGUCACGGACUGGCUGCCGACGUUCUACCAGGCUGCCGGCGGCGACCUGGACGACCUCGGCAAGAUUGACGGCAUCAGCCAGUGGGACAGCCUGACGCAGCCCGCGGCGCGCUUCCCCCGCAACGAGGUGCUCGUCAACAUCGACGAGGGCGCCGCCCUCAUCCAGGGCGACUUGAAGCUGGUCAAGGGCGAGCAGUACCGGGACCUCAGCGGCUACCUCGGCGUGGCGGGCCGCGAGGCGGUCAACCCCGCGUACGACGUGGACGCCGUGCUGCAGAGCGAGGCCGCGGCGGCGCUGGGCUCGUGCACGCCGCCGCUGACGGCCGCGCUGGUGCGCCGCUUGAGGGCGGAGGCGAGCGCGCCGCGGCUGGGCGUGGAGGCGGAGGCGUGCCGGGAGGGCGGCGCGGCGCUCAACCUCACCUGCUCGCCGUACUGCCUGUUCGACCUGCGCGCCGACCCCUGCGAGGCCCGCGACGUGCGCGCGCUGCACCGCGGCCAGGGCGACCUCAUGCUGCGCCGCCUGGCCGAGUGGGAGGCGCUCACCGUGCCGCAGCUCAACAAGGACGUGGACGAGGCGGCCGACCCGCGGCGCCACAACAUGACCUGGGUGUCCUGGAUGGACAGGUCCUCGUCGGCCAGGCCGCUGCCCGCCCUGCUCGCCGCCCUGCUCAUCCCCGUGCUGGCGGGCGCCCGCGCGGCGUAGUGCUUUACCUGGGCGGCGCGGUCCGGCAGGAUGGCGGAGUACCGCUCGUCGUAGAAGCGAGGGUUCUGGUCGUCCGCGUCCACCACCUGCACGUACAGCGUCGUGUCCGAGAACUGCGGCGGCGUCCCUUGGUCCUGCGAGCAGAUUGCCGUUGGUUGAGAACAGAAAGUGCCAUCGGAGCCAUCCCAAGACGUCUGUCCCGGUGGUUUACCUGAGCUCGGAGGUUGACCGUGAAGUUGGACAGGGUCUCGUAGUCCAGCGGCUUCCUCAGCGCGAGCGUGCCUUCCAGGGCGUUGACGAACAUGAAGUAGUCCUAGAAAACGAAGGGUCAAAUCAGCGGCAGUAUUCCCACUUUUCGAAUUGCGGGGCUAGUCCUCUAAGGCUACCUUCCCUAAGGGCUAACCCCUCCCGGAGGGCUACCGGUACCUCAAGGAUCUCCUUCUUGCUGUUGACGAAGACAGGCUGCGUGGAAAAUACGUGCCAGAAAUGAGAUGCAGACACAGCAAACACACACUCGCACCACAGCCGGGGCAAUAAAGACUCCGCCUAUCUCGAUAGCCGUGUUUGUGAUAAGCCCCUGGGGAUUCGCCCUCCCCGCUUUGACGAGGCGGCCACGCACUGUCUGCGUUCCCAGGGGGAAAAAAAGGGAGAUUAUUUUUUCUCACGGCAACACUCAUUUCAUUGGAAACGAAUGGCGACAGGCAAUCUAGUCAUCCCGCUUGAGGAGUGGGCAGCUCCCCGACCAUCGUACAUUCUUAAACAUUUUGCCAUGAGGUAAAUGCCAAUCCGAACAAAUCAAAGGACCUGCCUUCUCCUUGCCCUUGUCCACAAAUCAUCAAUCGUGUAAAUAAUCGCCUAAAUGUCAUUGUAAAUAACUGUGAAUAGCUGUGAAUAAGCGCCAGUGAAUCGAAGUAAAUAGAAAUUUAUUUUUUUCCC
Thrips palmi is the source of this 2726-nucleotide messenger RNA. RefSeq names its product arylsulfatase B-like. The transcript has 8 exons. Bases 30 to 1790 code for a protein of 586 amino acids. The record is from RefSeq and is a predicted model, not a curated record. Lineage: Eukaryota; Metazoa; Arthropoda; Insecta; Thysanoptera; Thripidae.